Caenorhabditis auriculariae is the source of this 294-nucleotide messenger RNA. The record is from the annotation of a GenBank genome assembly. NCBI's taxonomy places the organism in Eukaryota, Metazoa, Nematoda, Chromadorea, Rhabditida, Rhabditidae.
AUGAAACGACGACGGAGGAGGAGCCGCGUGAAUAUACUCGCAUUCCGGAAUCACGCGCUCUUUUGUCCCCUCGACGACCGUUCCUUCUUGUUCGCCGUCGCACGUUAGGGACUCUUAGAUGUUUCUGCGACAUCGAUAGCCCGCAGAUUGGGUUACAUCGGGCAUGUGAUUCUGGUUCGGCGUUCAGGUUGGGACUUUGAACAGAUUGAUGCGAUUUUGAAGCUUGACCUCAGCUUUGAACAGAUUGAUCUUAUUUUGAAGCUUGACCUCAGCUUUGAACAGAUUGAUCAUUGA